GUCAGCCACCUCCUCGGUAGCUUACAACUGACAUUAUAUUGUCAAGAUUGGAGUUAAUCCUUAACUAGGUCUUAAUUUUGUUUAACAUGUUAUUCAUUAAAGCAGACGCAGAUCUACUUACAUUAGUGUUUGCAUACAUUUUCGUACUAGUCCCCCGCGGGUAUCAAACCAACAACCCUGGCGUUGCAAGCACAAUGCUUUACCUACUGAGCUACACGGAACUAUUCUACCAUUAUAUAUUCAUAAUGUACAUAUUCACAUGUAGCUACAGGUCUGCAUAGACGAAAGUAUUGGCUGUAAGAAGUCAGACAAAACAUAUUUGCUCAUCUUUAAAUUAAUAAACAAUGUAGUGAAUAUUUUUCUAAACUGCGUUACCCAUUCCAGUCAGCUGACUGCGAUAUGCGUCUUCAGCUGGUGACGUCAUAUCUAGUGGACCACACGACACCGGAAGCUGUUUCAACAACACGGAUACUGAUUCAUUCAACCACCUCCGUAGCCUGGUAGCCAACAUACAACCGAAAACAAGCUCUUUGGACCAUUUUUGUGUAUAUUGAUCUCGGUGUUUUUAACACAAUCUUACGUAUUUACUAUUUAACUUCAAGUAAUUUGCUUGUUAAAUGUACAAAUGUGUUGAUUAUACUGAGUCUAGCACUAAGCUUAUCGCUAAUGCUAGCUAGCCCGACCAUGAGGUCACUAAGCUACUCUCCUCCUUCUAAAGAAGACGUGGUCUGCUGGACGGAGGAAGAAGCUCUGGGGCUGAACAUUGUCAUGAAAGAAGAGGAGGGGGAUAUUACAGUAAAAGGAGAGGAAGAAGUUUUCAGAAUGAAAAAGGAGGAAGAGGAGGCCAUAACAUUGAAAGAAGAAGAGAAGGAACAUUUUAGAGUGAAAGAGGAAGAGGGGAUAGAGGCUGUCACAGUGGAAGAAGAGGAGGUAGAAGCUUUCAGAAUGAAAAAGGAGGAAGAGGAGGCUGUAACAUUGAUAGAAGAAGAGGAGGAUGUUUUGAGAGAUGAAGGAGAGGAAGAGGAGACUGAAGAUCUGAUUAACACCAGAGAGAGACCAGACUCUCAUUCUGACAGCGGAAAGAGUCCUUCAGGGGGACCAGAACCAGUGACACCCAAACCAGUGAGACAACACCACUGCUCCCAAUGUGAAAAGAGAUUUUCCCUAUCAUGGGACCUAAAACGGCAUGAGAGGACACACACAGGAGAAAGGCCUUUCCAAUGUUCCCAGUGUAGAAAGAGUUUUACUUUGUUAGGAAACCUGAGGGAGCAUAAGAGAAUACACUCUGGAGAGAAACCGUACAACUGUUCCCAGUGUGGGAUGAGUUUCGCCAGGUUAAGGAGCCUAAAGCAGCAUGAGACGAUACACACAGGGGAAAAGCCUUUCCAAUGUUCUCAGUGUGGAAAGUGUCUUACACGCUUAAGGAGCCUGAAGGAGCAUGAGAGGAUACACACAGGGGAAAAGCCUUUCCAAUGUUCCCAGUGUGGAAAGCGUCUUACACGCUUAAGGAGCCUGAAGGAGCAUGAGAGGAUACACACAGGGGAAAAGCCUUUCCAAUGUUAUCUGUGUGGAAAGUGGUUUACCCAGUUAGGGAGCCUAAAAGAGCAUGAGACAACACACACACAAGAAAAGCCCUACCAAUGCUCCCUGUGUGGAAAGAGUUUUAUCAAUUUAAGACAUCUGAAUAAGCAUGCAAUAAUACAUACACAGGAGGAGAAGACAUACCACUGCUCUCAGUGUGGAAAGACAUUUUCCCAGUCAGACGACCUGAAAUCACAUGAGAGAAUAGAGAGGCUGUGUUCUGACUUAUGUUUUUGACCUGAGAAUUUAGGUUUUUGUUCAUGCCAAAUGAAAUCCUAUUGUUUAUAUAAAAUCAUUAACAAAAUAGACCUUUGUUUUAGUUUUCAUCUGUAGACCUGAUCAUGUCUAAAAUCAGAUUAAAUACAAUUUGUAUUCUGAUUUGAUUAUGAACUGUAAUGGAUACAACUAUAAACCAUCUGUUGUUCAUUACAUUUUGGGGAUAUUAUUAUAUAGAUUAAUGGAGUUUUGGAUUUCUUGAUUUUAACGUUUAUCCUCUUGAAUUUGAUUUGAUCUGACUUUUCACUAAAUUAAUUUGAAUACAUGAUUUAGAUAUUGCACCAUGUAAAUUAUUAAAUGGAUUAAUAGAAUGUGCAUUUCUUGAUUUUUGAACUUUGAAACCUCUUGAAUUUAGUUGUUUUGUUUCAUUGAGUUAAUUUGUGUAUUAGUCGUCCAGAUAAAGGACUAUGAAAAUGUGAUGGUGUUUUUAUAAUAAAGUGGUUGACAUGAAAAA
Salvelinus fontinalis (brook trout) is the source of this 2311-nucleotide messenger RNA. Its product is annotated as zinc finger protein 501-like. The transcript has 2 exons. Bases 667 to 1818 code for a protein of 383 amino acids. Gene Ontology annotation, cellular component: nucleus. The record is from RefSeq and is a predicted model, not a curated record. Lineage: Eukaryota; Metazoa; Chordata; Actinopteri; Salmoniformes; Salmonidae. Gene Ontology annotation, molecular function: RNA polymerase II cis-regulatory region sequence-specific DNA binding; DNA-binding transcription activator activity, RNA polymerase II-specific. Gene Ontology annotation, biological process: regulation of transcription by RNA polymerase II.